UACGGGUCAGGGAUGAGGCAGGUGUGUCUGUGUAGACACAGGCGAGGCUGAACACGGCAGGCACUGGGACCCAUGGGAUAUGUUAUCUCUGUUCUAAUUAGUACUGCAAGUACUGCAAGAAGCUUCCUGGACACAACGCAAACCUAUAGAAAAAGACAGAGAGGAACUGCACUUGUGUAAUGCUGGACUGUGACACGGAGACGGCGACACGGAUCAGGGGGCUCCCGUGCUGCUGGAUAGGGACACAGGGGAAGUGCCCGGGGGGCUUCUGUGCUGCUGGAUAGUUACACAGAGGAACUGCAUCUGGGACUGUAGCUCUGCCCCACAAGUAGCACCGACAGGAGUCAUAGGACCGCCCCGUGUUCUGCUCUGCGGGGGACACAGCACCCUGGUUGCUACUUGGCACGGCAGUGAGUCCGGGGGCCGCUCCCGCGCUGCGACCCUGGGCUGAUAAAUCAGGAUAGACCCUCCUGCGAGAUCUGUUUGCAAGGUGACCCUGUCCCCGCUUCUCCCCACCGGACCACGGCAUGGGGCUGUCACAGUCUCGAUCUCUGGUGACCCGGGAACUGAUGGAGAAGACGGGCUGACACUGAACUCCUGAGGGUGCUGAUCGCAAGCCCACGAGGCGACCACUCACUCCCACAGCACGGCCGCCACCCCCUAACAGAGCCAGAAGAAAAAAGAGUGAGUGUAUCUUCUCCAGAGGAGUCUAUUCUAUGUACUCAGGAUGCAAUGUGCUUUCCCAGCCUUCUGGAUCUGAACCCCGUCUCAGCAGAGCAAAUUGAGCAUCUACAUAAGCGCUUCGUCUGCCUGACGGGGGAGAGAGGAGUUCUCAGUAAAAGAGAUUUGGAAGCAAUUGAAGAUCUGAAACAGAAUCCUAUUAGAGAGAAAAUAAAAAAUGCAUUUUUUGAUAGAAGGAAUCUUCGGACAGGAUCUCAUGGAUUUGAAACAGAAAUUAACUUUGAGCAGUUUCUCAUUAUUAUGUCCUAUUUCCGCCCGAUGGGUCAGAUUGUAGAUGAAGAGAGCAUUAGCUCAUGUCGCAAAGACAAGCUGAGGUUUCUCUUCAACAUGUAUGACAGUGACAAUGACAGCAAGAUUACCCUGGAUGAAUACAGAAAUGUGGUGCAAGAGUUAUUAUCAGAAAAUCUCCACAUUGAGGUUGAGCAUGCAAGAUCUAUUGCCGACGGAGCAAUGUUGGAAGCAGCCAGCAUGUGUGUGGGGCAAAUGGAACCUGACCAGGUGUAUGAAGGAAUUACAUUUGAAGACUUCCUGAAGAUUUGGGAGGGAAUUGAUAUUGAAACCAAAAUGCAUAUCCGAUUCCUGAACAUGGACACUAUACCUUCCUGUCACUGAUGUUUAGCUGACGCUGGAGAUGUUUCAACAUUUUUCAACUUUUUGACCUGUUUAUCACUUGCUGGAGAUGAAUGUGUUGUUUAUUUACAGCGGGUAUCUUAUUUCUCUAGUUUAAUGUUUGUUUCAAACUCAAUAAACAUAUAUUAAACAAACCUGUAACCAGGUGGUUUCAAACACGGUCCUCAGGGCACCCCAGUAGUCCAGGUUUUACACUUAUCCAUGCUUGGCCACAGGUGACUUAAUUAGCACCUCAGACAAUUUGAUUUAACCAUCUGUGCUGAGCCAUGGAUAUACCUAAAACCUGGACUGUUGGGGUGCCUUGAGGACUGGGGGGCAGAUAUAUUAACCAGGAGAAGGCAUAAGGAAGUGAUAAACCAGUGAUGAUUGGCUGGUGCGUUUAUCACCUUGCACUUAACUCCAAUUUGUAAACUAGCAGUUAGGAGCUGAUUGGCUGGUGCAUUUAUCACCUUGCAGCACUUAUUACUGGUUUAUCACUUCCUUAUGCCGUCUCCAGAAUAAUACAUUUGUCCCCAUGUUUGAGAAUCUCUGAUGUGACUAUUUUUGAGAAAGUAAAGUGGCAAUAUAUUGUAUUCAAUAAAUAGCAUUUUCUACCUAUAGACAA
Messenger RNA from Pseudophryne corroboree (corroboree frog), 1975 nucleotides. RefSeq names its product tescalcin (gene TESC). Gene Ontology annotation, molecular function: calcium ion binding; phosphatase inhibitor activity. NCBI's taxonomy places the organism in Eukaryota, Metazoa, Chordata, Amphibia, Anura, Myobatrachidae. The record is from RefSeq and is a predicted model, not a curated record. Gene Ontology annotation, cellular component: cytoplasm; plasma membrane; nucleus. The transcript is spliced from 10 exons. Gene Ontology annotation, biological process: protein localization to plasma membrane; regulation of cell adhesion mediated by integrin; positive regulation of granulocyte differentiation. The coding region runs from base 733 to 1353 and encodes 206 amino acids.